Molecule: messenger RNA, 1730 nt
Organism: Solanum stenotomum
Lineage: Eukaryota; Viridiplantae; Streptophyta; Magnoliopsida; Solanales; Solanaceae
Product: pentatricopeptide repeat-containing protein At4g21065-like
Exons: 1
Coding region: 11-1459 (482 amino acids)
Biological process (GO): RNA modification
Molecular function (GO): protein binding; RNA binding
Source: RefSeq, a predicted model, not a curated record
AAAGAAAUGAAUGAGUAGAAGCUCAAUCAUGCCAUUGAUAUCGAACUCCUAUUCACAACUCAACAAUAUAUCCAGACAAAUCCUCAAUUUCUUGAACAAAACCUGUAUUUCACCUUCUCAAAUCUCCCAAAUCCAAGCUCAAAUCAUCCACAACAAUCUCCAUUUCAACACCACCAUAGCCCACAACUUCAUCUCUGUAUCCAAAUCUUUAGGUCUCUUAAACUCUGCUUACACGCUUUACACUAAACUCAUCAAGAAACCCCACAUCUUCAUCUGCAACACACUGAUUCAAGAAUGUUCACAUUCCGAAAUCCCAGUACUGAAACAGAACUCGAUUUCCAUGUAUGCUCAUAUGCAUAAAGAAGGUAUUUUUCCUAAUAAUUACACGUACCCUUUUGUUCUAAAGUCUUUAUCUGACCUUAAGGAGCUAAAAUUAGGCAAAUCUGUACAUACCCAUGUUGUGAAAUGGGGUUAUGUUUGUGAUAUUUAUGUGCAGAAUUCGUUGUUGAAUUUGUAUGCUUCUUGUGGUGAAAUUGAGUUUUGUCAGCAAGUGUUCGAUGAAAUGCCUCAAAGAGAUGUUGUUUCGUGGACGGUUUUGAUUAUGGGGUAUAGAGAUUGUGGGAAGUUUGGUGAUGCACUUGUUUUGUUUGAGAAAAUGAGGGAUUCGGGUGUGGCGCCUAAUCGGGUGACUAUGGUGAAUGCAUUGUCUGCUUGUGCUAAUUGUGGUGCUUUAGAUAUGGGGGUAUUGAUACAUGAUGAAAUAAGGAGGAGUGGAUGGGAAAUGGAUGUGAUUUUGGGUACUUCUUUGAUAGAUAUGUAUGGGAAGUGUGGGAAAAUCGAACACGGUUUUUGGGUAUUUCAAGAGAUGAAGCAUAGGAAUGUGUAUACUUGGAAUGCUGUGAUCAGGGGGUUGGCGUUAGCUAAAAGCGGGGAGGAGGCAGUGCGAUGGUUCUUCAUCAUGGAGCGCGAAAAUGUCAAACCUGAUGAAGUGACUUUAGUAGCCGUGCUUUGUGCUUGUGCUUAUACCGGAAAGGUUGCACAGGGAAGAGAAAUUUUUUCUUGGUUGAUGAAUGAGAAGUAUGGAUUUCCACCUGGUGUGAAACACUAUGCGUGUAUGGUUGAUCUAUUAGCACGUUCGGGGUAUUUAGAAGACGCGCUAAGGAUGAUCACAGACAUGCCAAUGGAACCAACAAAGAGCGUUUGGGGGGCAUUGCUUGCUGGCUGCAGGUUACAUGGAAAUCAAGAACUGAGUGAGUUUGCUGCAUGGAAGCUUAUAGGAUUGGCACCAAUAAACUCGGCCUACUACGUCGUGUUGGCUAAUUUAUACGGUGAAAUGGGAAGGUGGAAUGACGCGGAGAAAAUUCGAGCGUUGAUGAAAGAGAGGGGAUUAUCAAAGGACUUUGGUAGUAGUUCAGUUGAACUUGAGGAUCAAAAGGAUCAACUAGAGUUGUUAAGGUGACAACAAGAAGUGUCAAAAUUCUUGUCAUUUGCAAAAUAGGGAAGUUGAUGUGUUCAUUGAGCUCUUGUUUGAUCACUCCUACCAUGAUCUUGUGGUGACUAUGCAUCAAUGAGACAUGAAGGAGAAAUUGUCACCUUAAUGUACUACUAUGUCCGCUUCAAUUUAUUUGUCUGGUUUUGACUUGACACGGGAUUAAAGAAAGUAAAGAAUGUUAUUAAAUCGCAACAAUGUACACAAUUUAUUCAAAUAUUAUAUUUAUAAAAUAAUACAU